Momordica charantia (bitter melon) is the source of this 493-nucleotide messenger RNA. The record is from RefSeq and is a predicted model, not a curated record. NCBI's taxonomy places the organism in Eukaryota, Viridiplantae, Streptophyta, Magnoliopsida, Cucurbitales, Cucurbitaceae.
UCUCUCCAUUUCUGCAGCAAAUUCAACAAAAUGAAGCAAAAGAUAGUGAUCAGAGUAUCGAUGAAGAAGGGGCAGAAGUACCGCAGCAAAGUCUUGAAGAUUGCAGCAUCCGUCUCAGGUAAUCAUCAAUUCAUACGGAACGUUGAGAAAAUAAGCUUGGAAGGUGAGGACAAAGAUAAACUGGAGGUAAUCGGAGAAGUGGAUGCGAUCGAACUCACCGAUCUGCUUCGAAAGGGCUUCGGUAGCGCACAGCUGGAGUCGGUGAGCGCGGUCGACGGUAAGGAUAAAGACAAAGAUAAAGAAGAGCCCGGGAUUUGCUGGACCAACGCUUGGGGUCUACCUUAUCAAUCCUAUUGCAAUUGCUACCUUCAUCCUUCCUCCUCCUCCUACUAUACCAUAUGGUAAACACAGCCACAAUUCUCCGAUUACGAUUCCUCAAAAUCUACUCGAUUUUUACAUGUAUAUUUGAAUUUAUAAUACCUAUUUUGCCAUA